Trichomycterus rosablanca is the source of this 1910-nucleotide messenger RNA. RefSeq lists its product as uncharacterized. The record is from RefSeq and is a predicted model, not a curated record. Gene Ontology annotation, cellular component: nucleus. Gene Ontology annotation, biological process: regulation of transcription by RNA polymerase II. The transcript has a single exon. The coding region runs from base 1 to 1770 and encodes 589 amino acids. Gene Ontology annotation, molecular function: DNA-binding transcription factor activity, RNA polymerase II-specific; RNA polymerase II transcription regulatory region sequence-specific DNA binding. Lineage: Eukaryota; Metazoa; Chordata; Actinopteri; Siluriformes; Trichomycteridae.
AUGGCUGAUCUUUCAUCUGGAAAUGAAUUCAUCUGCACAGAAUGUGGUGAAGGAUUUAAUCAGUAUCCAGCAUUAAUCAGUCACAUGGCUAUCCAUGGGCCCAUCGGUCCUUUUUCUGCAAAUGUUGAAAGUGCCACUAACAACUGUGAUGUACCUAUUGAAUUUGCACUUCAUGAAAAUGGAACACUCACAGUAGUUGAUAAGUCUGCAUUAUCUAAUUUCACCUUCUUAUUUGGGAAGUCAGUAUCAAAGCCAUCGUUAACUGAAGAUUCAUCGCCUUCAAGCAAAACGGCAGAAAAUGACCCUGCUCAGUGUAAAUGUGAAAGAUGUGGUCAGAUGUUCAGGAACCAGAAAAGUUUACAAGAGCAUCAGAGAUAUCGUCCCCUUGAGCAAGGGUUCAAAUGUACCUUGUGCUGUAAGAUUUUCCAUGAUAGAGAGUCUCUUCAUGGGCACCUUCAGAAUCAUGCUCAUGAACGUUUUUACAGCUGUGGACACUGUGGAAAACGAUUCUUAAGACAAGAGACAUUACAGUUACACCAGAAAGAAAGGCAUGUGCCUCUUGGAUCCAAGGGUUCAAGUAAAAUUGAUGAGGACCAAGAAAAUAGUCUAGAUAAAUCGUACCCCUGCAAGAUUUGUGGCUUGCGUUUUUUUUGGUUAUCUGACCUGCAGAGCCAUCUAAUCACCCAUUCUCAUGUCAACAAACUGAGUGUUACCAUCAUACACAAAGAAAACAUUCAGGAACAGGACGAAAACUGCCUUAAGAACACUGACUCGAACUCCCCUGAUGAUUCUGUAGAUCGAUCAUAUCGCUGCGGUUUGUGUGGAGGGCGCUUCGAUUCUCUGUCAGGUUUAAAAGAACAUCAUCUCUCUGAGCAUCCAGAUGAGGAGUCUUCAGAAUCAACAACUCGGACCAGACGACAGCCGGUUACCUAUUAUGGCAUAAUGCGUCAAAUGGUUUCAAAGCAUCAUCUGCAACGGCUGGAUCCUUUUAGACCGAGAAUGAGGGGAAGACCAAGAGGAGGUACCAGAGGUAAUCCUAACACUAAGGUAUACCCUUGCAAACAAUGCCAUCGAGUAUUCGUACACUCUAGCAGUCUGUCACGUCAUAUGCGCUACCACAAGGGUACCCUCCAUACAUGCCUUUACUGUGGCAGACACUUUCCGCAAAGAUGUGAUGUCACAAGACAUGUUGCCAUGUAUCACAGUUCUGAAGUAAAGGUUAAAGGUGGUAAUGAAAAUGUAGAUGAAGAUGAAAUUGCAGAUCACGAGUCAUCAGAAGUGCAUCAUGAAAGUCAGGAGAACAAAGACCAGCAGUCACCAAAGCCACUAGAUAAAAAGGAGUUGCCAGGUACUAAAGAGAUCCUUCUGUCCACAUCACGGAAGACCUACAAAUGCAGAGAAUGUAAUAAAGUCUUCAGGCUGCUUAGUGUAUACCAGAGACAUGUACGUUAUCAUAAAAGAGACCCUACCAGGGUGUUGCUGAGCUGUCCUUGUUGUCCAUGUCGCUUCACUUUCCGCUCUGCUCUAGAUCGCCAUCUAGAGAAUCAUGACAAGGAAGGGUCUGGGAAGAACGGCCAGAAAAAAUCAACAACUGCAGAAGUCGAUAUAAAUAUAAAAAAUAGCAAUGAUUUAAGUAUUGAAAUGAGAUCAGACAUGAACACAAAACCGAUAUUUCUACACACAACAGAGGUGUUUUAUGAAUGCACUAAAUGUACUGCAACCUUUUCUGACCUGCAGAUAUUUCUUAAACAUCAAAGUGCUCAUGGUUAAAAGGACUUGUUGGGAUUAUAAGACAAUGUAUGGUGAUAGGAUUUAACUCCUAACACCUUGUUACAUGUAUUCUAAAACAAAUUAAGUCAUUUAUGGUUUCCCCUUUCCCCUUUUUUGUACUUUUUUUUUUUUUUUAAUUA